ACAUAAAACUGAGAUAACGCGUCUAUAUAAACAGGGUGUAUAGGGAAUAUUAUACACUGGGGAAUCUGCACCUUGCAGGACACGUGUGUUGAAAGAAUAAUAAAACUGUUAAAAAUAAGAACAAUGGCGACAAAAUUCAGCAGUGAUCCUACAUGGACCAAACCAAUGCCUGUCAAUGGGCAAGGGAUCUUCACCUUCAAUAUUACAAGGAGCAGUCCAUUCUUGAUCGUAGUGACCAAAGCGUCAUCAACUGACAGCAUCAGGCUCACCAUUGGUAGCAACUUCGCCGAGUUUGGGAUCACAGAAAACAAUGUUUACAGAAUACUUGAACGAACCGAGCAACCAGACAGCGGGUAUGACGCAGGAAGGAAGAUUUCCUAUUGGUUCAGUUACAACAGGGAUAGCCUAGUUUUGAAAUACGGCAAAGGCUACACAAUGGAGGAAACCACGUGCCUUCAGUACGACUUUCUUGCAGGAGCAACGCCUGUCGAGCAAGAAGAAAUCAGAAGUCGAUAUCAGGGUCUUUUCAAUGCGGAGGAUCAAGGCUUGGUGCGCCUGUACGAUUCCGUUACCUUGCAUUUGGUUGGCUGUUCAGUAUCUAUGUCCGCUGAUCUGAUAGACAUUGAGAAGAAGGUUGCCUUCCGAAAGAAUCCAUUCAUCUGCAAUCUAUCUCCUGUCGUCUUGGAUAGCGCUCAGGCGACCCUAUUCACACUGGAUAACAGCAGUUACACCCUGACAGGAAGUCUUCCCGCUGCAUGCAAAGAGCUGUACGACAACAUCCGUAACUGCGAGUUAAACUGGCCACCGGAAGUGGAUGAUGUACUUCUCUCUGACGCCAUCAGGUUCAGUAUCGAAACCGACGGCUGCCUCCUCAACAACAAGCUGAAGGAGAAAGCUGGGGAAUUCGGCCCAGGAAGUGGAGCAGAGGAGACUUACCUACGGGUGACACUAGGACAUAGUCUCGGAAAUUCUCCAGGAAUACCGUACGUCCUCGAGAUUUGGCCGUCAAAACACUACAGUCCAAUCCAUAACCAUGGGAACGCGAACGCUGUCAUCAAAGUCUUGUUUGGCCAAAUUAACAUUUCCAUUUACAAUAAGCAGACAACAGAGCAAGAUGCAACCCCUUUGAAAGUUUUUGAUGCCUUCAAAGGAAACGUUACCUGGAUCAGCAGGGAUUGGUUCCAAACACACAAGCUAUGGAACAAUACCGAAGACUUUUGCGCCACCAUCCAAUGUUACAAUUACGACGCGGGGGACACAACUCACUGGCCAUACUUCGACUACGUUGGCGAGAACAGCACCAUUGAAGAGUUUCUGCCGAACUCUGACUUCACUUUUAAAGAUAUGCGCCAAAAGGUACUUGAUGAAUAUCGGAACGCAUGUAGCCGGGUAAAUCCACCACAAUAGGGACAUCCGGUCAAUAUCAGACACAUUAUUUAAAAAGUGUCAGAAAUGUAGAAGAUUGUUGGAAACCACAAUGACACUACCCUGGCUUUGUUUUAUGACUUUUUAUGAAUGGUGGGUUUUCGAAAUGGAGUAUCAAACUUAGUCAUUCAUACGGUUUAUAUCUAAUAUGCAAUGUUAGCAGCUAGCACAUUAAUAUCAAAUAUAUCAUAAACAUUUUAACUACAUGUAUAUACACCUUGUAGUAUAUUUAGUGUACACCUUUCAAAAUAUAUCUGUCUACAAAUAUGUGUACUGGAUAUAAGUUGUUUAAUUUCUAUAACCAGAACAUUAUCAUGCUCAAAAGCCGACUGUGUGAUGUCACUCCAAAUAUUAGCUCUUGCUUCUCUUCAGAAGUGUAUUGUAUUUUGUAUAAUUAAAGUAACAGUUCCUUUCAUCGCAUUCCUUAAGGAAGCCUGUUGAUGUAAUAAUUAGGAAAAUGUCUUUAUUGUCUUUUUAACAUUACAAUAUCAGCAGAAUGGUUCACGGCGGAUGUGUUGUCCAAUAACCAUUCAUACAUGUUCUCACUUUAAAUGGCUCUCAUCCUUAAUCAGGGAGAAUUUUGUAGUUUGAGUAAUGUCCUGGCUAACAAUCAACGCGAUAUUUCCACAGAAGUACCAUAAUUUUAUUACCUAUAACCGAAAAUAUAAUGCCAGUCUUUGCUUGAUAUCAAUUUUUAAAUACAAAACAAAAUAUAAUCAGUCGU
Pecten maximus is the source of this 2149-nucleotide messenger RNA. RefSeq lists its product as uncharacterized. The record is from RefSeq and is a predicted model, not a curated record. The coding region runs from base 124 to 1407 and encodes 427 amino acids. NCBI's taxonomy places the organism in Eukaryota, Metazoa, Mollusca, Bivalvia, Pectinida, Pectinidae. The transcript has 4 exons.